CUGGGUUUCUCAUGGUUGGGGUUCUCAUGUUGUUAAAUGCUGUGAUGUGAUUGGUUCUUAAGGUCACGUGACUCAGUGAAAACGGGAAGCUCGGAAGUGAGCUGCUGAGCUGUGUGUGUUCUGAUGCGGCUGUUCUCUGGCAGUUUUAUUCAGUAAAGUACUGAGUUAUUACAACCACCGUCUUCAGUGUUUUACUCGGACCCCAAGAUAUUACAUUGGCGACGAGGAUGGCGCUAAUAGGACGAGUGGAAGAGUUCAAGGAGUCGCGGGAGGAUUUCGCUUCCUACCUGGAGAGAUUUGAACUAUGGCUACUGGCAAACGAAAUAAAAACAGAAAAACAGGUCAGUGUAUUCUUAGCGUGCAUUGGACCAGAAACUUAUGGACUGCUGAAGAACUUGGUAAUACCGCAGAAGCCUGCCGAAAUGACUUAUAAAGAGUUGACGGACACAUUGAAAUCACAUUAUCAGCCGAAGCCUUUGGUCAUAGCGGAGAGAUUCCGUUUUCAAAAACGUGAUCAAAAAGAAGGAGAGUCAGUGACGGAGUACAUAGUGGCAAUAAGACAAUUGUCGAAGGAUUGUGAAUAUGGGACUCACUUAGAUGACGCAUUGAGAGAUCGCCUUGUGAGUGGACUGUCUGCUGAAUCGAUUCAAAGAAAAUUACUGGCGGAAAGAGAGCUGACGUUUGCCCGUGCAUGUGAGAUAGCGUUGACAAUGGAGAUGGCGUCGAAGAAUUCUCUUGAAAUCUUGGGAAAAGUACAGGCUGCAGCUGUAAAUCAAGUUUUUAAAUCAUAUCCUGGAAGCAAAGGACAACGCCAGUUUAGACAUGGAAAUGAGAAUCCAAAACUGAAAAAUUAUCAGGAAGGGGACAGCGAACAGAGAUGUUACCGUUGUGGGGGAGGGGGACACUCACCUCAGGAAUGCCGGUUUAAAAAUGAGAAAUGUCAUGCGUGCUCCAAGACAGGGCAUAUUUCCAGAGCAUGUCGGAAUAGAAGACAGACUGCCAAGGCCCAGUACGUGGAAAGGGAGGAUCACAAUGUAGACAGUGAAGAUGACUCGUUAGGGGUUUUUACAGUUUACAUGGCAUCCAGUGGGGAUGGAGGCAUUAAAGUUAAUGUGAAAGUGUGUGAACAGGACAUUAGUAUGCAGUUGGAUACUGGUGCGGCAGUGUCUCUUGCAUCUGAAGUGUUGCACCAAAAUACUUUUCCACAUUUACCCAUUGAAAAGUCCAACAUCAGAUUAAAAGCGUACUCAGGAGAAAUAAUUCCUCUUCUUGGCUGUGUUCAGGCACCAGUACAGUACGGGGACCAGAAAGCUACAUUGCCUCUCAUCAUAGUGAAAGGAAAUAGGCCGGCUCUGUUUGGCCGAAAUUGGUUGGAGAAGCUGAAGCUGGACUGGAGGAAUAUUUUCACAGUCGAAAAAGAAAUGAAACACACUGACCCGGACUUACAAGCAGUACUGCAGCGCCACUCUGUGGUGUUUUCGGAGAAGGUCAGUGCCAUAGAGGAGUUCAGAGCAACAAUAAGAAUGCAGCCGGAUUCAUUGAAAGAGGCGGUGGAAAAAGAGCUGGAUAGGUUAGAAAAAGAGGGAAUAGUUUCCAAAGUGGAUCGUAGCAAAUUGGGGGCCCCGAUCGUAGUGGUACCGAAGGCCGAUAAAUCCAUCCGCAUCUGUGGGGAUUACAAGGUCACGAUAAAUAACCAGCUGGAAGUAGAGACUUAUCCCCUGCCCAAUACUGAGGAUUUAUUUGCGACUCUAGCAGGAGGAAAGUGUUUCUCAAAGUUAGAUCUUUCUCAUGCUUACCAGCAGUUGAGAUUGGACAAAGACUCUGAAGAGUAUUUAACCAUUAAUACUCACAGAGGACUGUACCGCUACCAUCGUCUCAGCUAUGGGGUUGCCAGCGCACUGUCAAUUUUUCAAUCAGUGAUGGACCAGAUUCUACAAGGACAAGAAGGUGUGACUUGUUUUCUAGAUGACAUCUUGAUCACAGCCGACACAAAAGCCUUGCACUUAAAAAGGCUGGAUGCAGUGCUGAGCGCUCUUGCACGCUAUGGUUUGAGAGCAAAGUUGGCCAAGUGCAGAUUUCUACAGUCAAGUGUAGAGUAUUUGGGGCAUCGGAUAGAUCAGGAAGGCCUGCACCCCACGCAGCACAAAGUGGAGGCUAUUGUAAAUGCCCCAAAGCCCACAAAUGUGUCUGAGUUGCGUGCUUAUUUGGGGCUGUUGAACUAUUAUGGCCGUUUUCUGAGAAACUUGUCUAGUGUGCUACAGCCAUUGCACACUCUGCUAAAAAAAGAGGAAAAAUGGAGCUGGACACCUGCAUGUGAGGAAGCCUUCAAGAAAGGUAAAGAAAUGUUGCUGAGCAGCACAGUUCUGGUACAUUAUGACACAGAGAAGCCAUUGAGAUUGGCAUGUGACGCAUACCCGUACGGGGUGGGGGCAGUCAUUUCUCAUGUGAUGGACAAUGGGGAUGAGAGACCAGUUGCGUUCGCCUCGCGUACUCUUACGGAGGCUGAGCAAAAGUAUGCGCAAAUAGAAAAAGAGGCGCUGGCAAUCAUUUAUGGAGUGAAGAAAUUUCACAAGUAUCUAUAUGGACGCAAAUUUACUCUCAUCACUGAUCACAAACCGUUGCUGGCUAUUUUGGGGCCAAAAUCAGCUGUGCCUACAUUGGCAGCUUUGCGCAUGCAGCGCUGGGCGUUGAUUCUCAUGGCUUACAGUUAUGAGCUAGAAUACAAAAAGUCAUCGGACCACCUUAAUGCUGACGCGAUGUCCAGACUUCCCAUGACCGGGUUGGACAACACAGCACAAGAAUCCAACAUUUUCUACUUCUCACACGUGGAAGAGUUGCCAGUAACAGCUCAGGACAUAAAAGUAGGCACCAGUAGAGAUCCGUUGCUGAGCAAGGUUUGGAGCUUCACCAUGAAUGGAUGGCCUAAUUACCUGAAUGAUGAAAGCCUGAAACCGUACUUUCUCAGGAGGCAUGAGCUGUCAGCCGAUCAAGGUUGUGUUUUGUGGGGUCUCAGAGUCAUUGUUCCUCAAAGGCACCGGCUGCAGAUUCUCAAAGAUCUGCACCAUGAACACCCCGGCAUCUGUAAGAUGAAGGCCCUAGCUCGCAGCUAUGUAUGGUGGCCAGGGUUGGAUGGCGAGAUUGAGAACUUGGUCCAAAACUGUGCUGUGUGUCAGGCCGUGCAGAAUGUACCUGCAGUGGCACCACUCCAUCCCUGGCGGUGGCCUGCCAGAGUGUGGCAGAGAAUCCAUCUGGACUUCGCGGAGAAGGAUAGACAGUACUACCUGGUGAUAGUGGACAGUCAUUCUAAAUGGUUGGAGGUUUUCCACAUGACCUCCACAACGUCAAGCCGAACCAUAGAGGUGUUGCGCAACCUAUUUGCUGCAUAUGGUCUUCCGGAAGAGGUCGUGUCGGAUAAUGGACCCCAGUUUGCCUCCGCAGAAUUCAAACAGUUCCUUGACAAAAAUGGGGUAAAACAAACUUUGGUACCACCAUACCACCCAUCAUCGAAUGGAGCAGCUGAGAGAUCGGUGCAAAUAUUGAAGCGGGCUCUUGUGAAGCAGGUUCUAGACGCCAGUGGACAGCCCAGCAUCUCGCUGCAGCACAGGCUGUCAAACUUUCUGCUCAUGUAUAGGGCUACACCGCACUCAGUCACAGGUCGCUCUCCAGCUGAGCUGUUUUUAAAGAGAGAGAUUCGCACCCGGUUCAGUCUUUUGAGACCAGAUCUGUCGAGCACUAUGGAGCAUCAGCAGGCAAAACAAAAGCUGUAUCAUGACAAAGAGAGACUGAAAUUGAGAGAGUUUCAGGAAAACGACCAAGUUCGAGUGAAAAAUUUCAGGGGAGGAGAAGAGAAAUGGACUGCCGCGACUGUCAUAAAUCGCUUAGGUCCUGUGACAUACCGUGUCUGGGAAGGAAACAGACAGCGGUCAGUUCAUGUGGACCACAUGUUGGGAAGAAAAGGAGACCUCAAGGAACGGGAGUCAUGUGCACUUGUUGAGGGCCGAGACUUUACUUCAGAGGCUUCACCAGAGCCUGACCCAGUAUCGGCCUGUGGAGUGAAACUGCCUGACUCCGACUCCUCAGAGAAGGGUGUCUGCCUGGGUCCAGCAUUGUCAGGCAAUGUGACGUCUACUCAGGGCAGCCAUAGCAGUACCGCUGCUGUAUCUUCCGGAGUGGAGCCAAGGGGAAAUCCAGAGAGACUCAGGAAUGCUCCCAAGAGACUGGACUUGUAAGAUGUAAAAAAAAAAAAAAA
Messenger RNA from Carassius auratus (goldfish), 4249 nucleotides. RefSeq lists its product as uncharacterized. Lineage: Eukaryota; Metazoa; Chordata; Actinopteri; Cypriniformes; Cyprinidae. Gene Ontology annotation, biological process: DNA integration. Gene Ontology annotation, molecular function: nucleic acid binding; zinc ion binding. Bases 228 to 4229 code for a protein of 1333 amino acids. The transcript has a single exon. The record is from RefSeq and is a predicted model, not a curated record.